Messenger RNA from Zingiber officinale, 1858 nucleotides. Its product is annotated as pentatricopeptide repeat-containing protein At2g17033-like. Gene Ontology annotation, molecular function: protein binding. NCBI's taxonomy places the organism in Eukaryota, Viridiplantae, Streptophyta, Magnoliopsida, Zingiberales, Zingiberaceae. Bases 44 to 1378 code for a protein of 444 amino acids. The transcript has 2 exons. The record is from RefSeq and is a predicted model, not a curated record.
CUCCACUUCCAGUGACCACGGUGCGAGCUUCAGCGAACACGUGAUGGCGCUGAUCUGGACGGGUGCGGGCUCCUCGCUUUCCGCCUCCGCCACCCUUCGCUGCGCCGCCCUCCCCGGCAGCGGCAAGCACGCCGACCGCCUCCUCUCCGCCCUCCACACUGCCUCUCCCCACGAUUCCGCCGCAGCCCACCGCCUCAUUCGCAAGUUCCUCGCCAAGUCCUCCAAAUCAGCUGCCCUCUUCGCCCUCUCCCGCUUCCUCUACCUCUCCUCCCCCUACACUCUCGCCAUCUACGAGCAAAUCAACGACGCCAGCUGGUUCAAAUGGAAGCCAAAGCUGGCCGCCAGCGUAAUCGCGGUGCUCGAGAAGCAAGGCCGCUACGACGCGGCCCAAACCCUAGCCUCGGACGCUGUUGCGAGGUUAAACGCAUCUCGAGACCUCGCCCUCUUCUACUGCGACCUCAUCGAUGCGUUUUCAGAGCAAGGGUUGACGCAAUCCCUCCACGAGGCCUAUGAACAUCUGCAAGAGAUUCCCUUUUCCGAUAGGCGGUUCCACGGGUCGUCGAUCAAAGCCCUGUGCUCGAUGGGAAAGCCCGCCGACGCCGAGGAGAAACUGAACGAGAUGGCAUCCUCCGGAUUCGAGCCAUCGCCGCCGGAAUUCAAGAUGGUCAUCCAGAGCUAUGGCCAACUGGGUCUGUUCUCGGAGAUGAGAAAGAUUCUCCGAUCGAUGGAAGACGCGGGAGCAGAAAUCGACACCGUAUGCUGCAACAUUGCUCUUUCUUGCUACGGCCACCAUGGCAAGCUCUCGGAAAUGGUUUUCUGGAUGGAAAAAAUGAGAGCUUUGGGUGUCGGUUUCUCUGUUCGAACCUUCAAUUGCGUGCUGAACUCCUGCCCCGUGCUUCUUUCAAUUUGCUCAAAAGGAACAAUUCAAUCCUUUUCCGAGUCCAAUUCAAGAGCUCUUCCUCUUUCGGUUGAUGCUCUAUUGAAGAAGCUGGAGGCCGACUCACUUUCAUCAUCGUCAAGCACCGAAGCCUUGCUGGUUAAGAAUCUAAUUGCUUCGUCUGUUUUGGAUGAGAACUUGGAGUGGUCUUCCUCAGGGUCGAAAUUGGAUUUGCAUGGAUUUCAUGUCACUUCAGCAUACAUAAUCCUAUUGAAUUGGAUGCAGGAGCUGAGACUGCGGUUCUCCAAGGAGAAUGCAGUGCCACUGGAGAUCUCCAUAAUCUGCGGAACAGGGAAUCAUAGUCAAAGAAGGGGACAAUCUCCGAUUAAAAUUUUGGUUAGGGAGAUAAUGUUUCAGACAAGUAGUCCAAUGAGAAUUGAUCGAAAGAAUCCCGGAAGGUUCGUUGCUAGUGGUAAAGCAAUCAAAGAAUGGUUGUGCUAAUUCCAAAUGGCAGGGCUUAUGCUUCGUCCUGCAUGUGUGGAUGAUCUUGCAGAAGGCAUUUUGAAGGUCUCUUUUCCUCUGAUGAUUUUUGUUGCUUGUCCUCGCUUAAAUGGAAGGAUCUUUGGGUUGCAAUUCUUUUGAGAUCCCAAUCAUCAUUUACUGGGAAUUCCAUACAAGUUUCUGAGAUAUAUCAGUAACUUGUGGAGCAUCAAUUUGUAUAGGAUUUGCCAAGCUGCCUUCCGAGUUGGAGUUAUCGCAUGGAAUCUCUUCUUGUAUGUGAAACAAUCUCAGUAAUUUUUACUGCAUUUUCAAAUUGAAUCAUGUUUCGUCAAUUCUCUGAUUCAUUGCAGUAUCGGAAAAGGUAAACUUUGUCUUUGAAUUUAUUAUUAUUAUUAUUUUUUUUGAUGUAACAGCAUAGCGUCCAUGCAGCAUUGCAGGGCACUGUGCUCUCAUGCGAUGACAAACCUAGGAUGUUAGCUA